CAACAAGUCAUGUUUCAACAUCUAUCGCGGUAAUUUCGCGCCAGGCAUCGGGCUUGGAUGCCACCGUCGUUGGCUGUUUGUCUGUCUAUGGCGACUAAUUUCUGGGUUCCAGCCUAGUUGUGCAGUUUUGAAAUAGUUCUUCUUCGGCACGGCGAAAAGAAAGAACAACGGACGUCGUGGCUUCGGUGUACUACGGUUUGGCCCGCGGAUGUUCGCAUUACGGUCAUUACCAGUGCCAGUUUAACGAUAAAUCAAUACAUUUGUGAACCACCAGAAACGUCGUCGUCGUCGUCGCCGCCGUCGUGACUCAGAGCAGCAACGGACAACAAAAAAAAACAAAACAAUUUUGUACCAAAAGUACCGCAAUUGACCUGUCUAGUGCUGGUGCUACUUUCGGUGUCAACAGUUCUGACAGCUCCUCCCUGACGUGGGGAGCCGAGCAUCGAGGAACCGUUCUUAGACGGUUAUCCGACCAGUUUUCCUGCCAGUACUGCGCUUGAAGUGUGCCAGCAUCCAUCAAAUGCCCCGGUGGGGUGUUGUUUCAGUGCAUUCAAGAUGCAUAUUCCAAUUUUAUUAUUCGCAGUGGUGCUGCUCACAACAGAAAUUUUUUGCGCACAUCUAGUGGAAUUUGUGUCCAACUACCGGACGGACUCACAGAUUAACUACUCCUUCCGAUACUACAUCGACCACCCGCAGUCCGGUGUUUCUCUUGAUCACUGGGAAGAUCGACGCGGUGAUUACGUACACGGUGGCUACGGAGUUCUCGAUCCGGGUGGAUACGUCCGUACGGUGCACUACGAGGUUGAAGGCGGCAGCGGUUUCCGGACGGUUAUCAAAACGACUGCACCAGGCAGCUCGUCGCAAUACAACAUUUACAGCGGCAAGCGGGCCCAACCUGCGCAGCCCGUGUGGAACACCCAGCCGGUUGCCUUCGUGCACAACGGCAAUAAAUCCUAGUUUCAUCUUUGACUCCGACAUCAGUUUAGUGUACUGGCCCAGUACUGCACCGUAUCAGCAUGCAGCUUGAGGGCCUGAGUCGCCCUGGUCUCUGCUUAUCCUUCGCGGUGCUCCUUUUCACGAGUGUUGCGGUAUUAUUGUGCAACGACUUGCACUUUCUUCGAGGUUGUGGCGAGUGACCCAUUAAUGUCGUAUUUCUCCUCGUUUUACUAACAAAUCUCCUCUUUCCACGGGAUAAAUAAACUAUGUGCUUAACGAAAACUGAAAACUAUUGAUCGCCUGUGUUCAUGGAAAGCCAGCUUAUCUGCGUAGAUUCAAUGUAAAUAAAGUUAUUUUAGUGUCAUUGGAAGAAAAAAAAAACUAA
Molecule: messenger RNA, 1321 nt
Organism: Malaya genurostris
Lineage: Eukaryota; Metazoa; Arthropoda; Insecta; Diptera; Culicidae
Gene: Cpr62Ba
Product: cuticle protein 7
Exons: 4
Coding region: 556-957 (133 amino acids)
Cellular component (GO): extracellular matrix
Source: RefSeq, a predicted model, not a curated record